Messenger RNA from Meriones unguiculatus (Mongolian gerbil), 4790 nucleotides. It is a transcript of the gene Adipoq, whose product is annotated as adiponectin, C1Q and collagen domain containing. Lineage: Eukaryota; Metazoa; Chordata; Mammalia; Rodentia; Muridae. Bases 145 to 879 code for a protein of 244 amino acids. Gene Ontology annotation, molecular function: protein binding. The transcript is spliced from 4 exons. The record is from RefSeq and is a predicted model, not a curated record.
UAGCAGUGGACCUGACUACACCAAAAGGGUCUCUGUGCAGUUCUUGCUGUCCCGGAACUCACUGAGUAGACCUGACUGGUUUCAGACUCAAAGAUCUACCUGCCUCUGCCUCCCAGUGCUGGGAUUAAAGUUCCAGGGCUCAGGAUGCUACUGCUGCAAGCUGUCCUGUUUCUCUUAAUCCUGCCCAGUCAUGCUGAGGAAACCAUACCCGAAGGACCUGUAGUCCCUGCCCCUCCGCCCAAAGGAACCUGUGCAGGUUGGAUGGCUGGUAUCCCAGGACACCCUGGCCACAAUGGGACACCAGGUCGUGAUGGCAGAGAUGGCACUCCUGGAGAGAAGGGUGAGAAAGGAGACGCAGGUCUUCUUGGUCCUAAGGGUGAGACAGGAGAUGUUGGAAUGACUGGAACUGAAGGGCCCCGAGGCUUCCCCGGAAUUCCUGGCAGGAAAGGAGAGCCCGGGGAAGGUGCUUAUGUGUAUCGUUCUGCGUUUAGCGUGGGGCUGGAGACCCGAGUCACUGUCCCCAGCGUCCCCAUUCGCUUCACUAAGAUCUUCUACAACCAACAGAAUCAUUAUGAUGCCAGCACCGGCAAAUUCUACUGCAACAUUCCUGGCCUUUACUAUUUCUCCUACCAUAUCACAGUGUACAUGAAGGAUGUGAAGGUGAGCCUCUUCAAGAAGGACAAGGCUGUUCUCUUCACCUACGACCAGUAUCAGGAGAAGAAUGUGGACCAGGCCUCUGGCUCUGUGCUCCUCCAUCUGGAGGUGGGCGACCAAGUCUGGCUCCAGGUGUAUGGGGAUGGGGACCACAAUGGACUCUACGCAGAUAACGUCAACGACUCUACCUUCACGGGCUUCCUUCUCUACCAUGAUACCAACUGAUGGCCACUAGCUCAGAGCUUCUAAACUAAGCACCUGAGAAUCAAAGAAUAGUCAACAAGCUUUUAGCGUAGUUUGAUAGACUGAUUUCAUUGGUUAGUUUGAGGGUUCUGAAUAUUACCCACACGUGUCCUCAUUCAUUCAUGAAGUCACCUUUAUAUAUAAGAAAAUAGUUUCUGUGUUCCUAGUGCAGAAAAAGAAGCAUUUCCUGGUCUCCACUAGUCUUACAUUAUAGCAAAGCAGAAUGAAAAUAACCUUCAGUGAGGGAGCCUCGGAACACUCUCAUGGCUAUAGGAAGUAGAUGAUGCUAUUUUAUGCUCACUGUCUCUCUUGAUCUUCACCCAAAUCCUGUAGGCACAUAUGAAAUGCAGCAUCUACUCAUUUUACAGCUGAGGUCUUCAGGCUGAGUUUGUGAUUGUCUGAAGUCUCACGUGUUUGAAGGCGGCAGAGCUGAGAGUGAAGCCAGAGUAUGGUCUGUUCCCAUUGGAUGGCACCAGUUUUCAAAAGCACAUGCUUGUUUGGGGUGUUGGCGGAGGUCUCUUAACCCACCUCAUUUAAGGUUCUCAAUUUACAUCCAUCCAGAGUUUGCCCCAGCCGAGCUCUCUCAGAGAAGGUGGUCUUCUGUCUAGGCCCUAUUCCAUCUGGACUGAUACUCACUGGCUCCUUCCCCACUUUGACAUCCUCCUCUCUGUGACUCUGCUCACGCUCUUACUCCCAGUUAGGGAAAUUCCAUCCACUUCUACAAGUACGUUGUUCCCUGUCCCUCAAGGCCACCUGGAUGGGAGAUUUUCUGACGUGGCCUCAUCCCAACUCCCUGUGUUUUUCCACAGAUAAAAGUCUCUGUGUGAGACAUGUUUUUAGCCUAGGAACAGUUGCUGAACUUCCUUCCCCUCUGACUCCUCAGGAACGCUUUGACAAGUGCUUCAACACCAGCAAUCUCCUGAAUCCCAUCGUUAUUUGUAGUUUACUUCACUUUCUACAAUACUCAGUCUUAUCUAAAGAACCAUCCCAUUGAGGAACCCUGUGGUCUUAAGCACCCAAUUCCUGUUCGAAGGGACGGCUUCACCUUUCCCACUGAGGUGAAGGAUGACAGUGCUUUCCAUAACACCAGCAGAAUUCUCCCUCAAAAAAAGUAAUUUCGCCUUGGAACAAAAAGUAUAGAGGAAUGGACCUCAUUCUUUCUGUGAGCACCAACAAAGUGGAGGAAGAGUUGAGGGUCCUGAAUUGAUUCUUGUUUUCCAAGGAUUACAGACAGAAGCGCUGGGAGAUGGCUUUGUGUUUAAGAGAUCUAGCUGUUCUUAGAGAGGACCCGGGCUCUGUUGCCAGCACCCACACCUGACAGCUCGCAGCUACCUGUGACUUCAGUUACAGGGCAACUCCUGGCUUCUUCAGGCAUCGCAUGAACACGGUGCUGGUAAAUAUACCCAGGCACACACACAAACACAUAAAAUAAACAAAAAAAAAAAAUCUUAAGCUACAGAUCGCUCUUUAUAAGAGGCAAAGCCCUCUGCUAACUCUACCAUAGGAGCUGGUUAAAUAUACUUAGCCCAAGACCUUGAUUAAUGAGGCCUUUAAGAAAGGAUCACCUCAACACACACUGCCUGGCCCUCAUGUGUGCUAAGAUUGUGAAUAGGAUUCCCUGGCUCCCCCACAGUCUUACAGUUCUUCAUUCUUUCUAUCUGUGAGCAGUGGGCACGUGCAGCCCUCAGGCAGAUACAUGUGGCUGAUGCAAAAGUGUUACUUGGGAUCAGACCUAGAACCUCUACACAGUAGUCAAGCGCUCACCACUGAGCCAUAACUCAAGCCCUGAAUUGGGAUAUUUUAAAACUGACCCUCAAAGCCAAGAGAUGCUUGGAAAUUGAAAAACACAAUGAUGCUUUUUUUUUUUUUUUCAAAUGACUUAGCUUACAGCCAUUAACAAAAGUCUUUUGUAUAAAUUAUUUUUUAAAAAAAAGAGUUACAAGUGGCUCACAGUGGUAAACGUACCCUCGUACCCUCGGGAGAAAACUGCUUAAGUAAAACACUUUAAAGGCUUAGAAAAAGAGUAAAUGAUGUCUGUGCAAAUGUUGCUUUGUUUUCAAAUUUAGGUUCCGGAUGAUUCCCUUUGGUAGGGAUGCUGGAGGCGUUGUCUUUUAAAGUGUUUGCUACUUGUCAUUUUCUACAAAUAGAGAUCCAUUCCAAUGCUGUGCUCGACUUCUGCUUUUAUCUCUGGAGAAACAUUUGGGAUUGACAGAGGGAUAAGCUGUGACUAGGGAUGCUAUGUUUCAAGUGGCAGAAUAGCCAACCUCAAAUAGGACAGGGGAAAAAAUAGAGCUAUGACCCUUGGCUGGGACCUCGGCAGGUUACUUGUGUGCUCCUUCCCUCCUCCAUUCUUGUCUCUCUUGAAUCCUUAGGUCUGCUGCUGCCUGUCUGCCUUAGUCCCUCCUCCUAGCUCACCAGCUGCCAUCUUUGCCCUGAGCCAGGUACCCCUAGUUCUGCUCUACCAUUCUUCGUGAAGCUGGACCCUAAAUCCUGCUGAGGACAACUCCACAGUCAGUCUCCUUCCCCCCUCCUUCUAUCUGCCCUCCCAAUCCAUGGUACCAAUCUAGAACUGCUUGGUUCUGAACCCAGAACUCUAACUGGAACUUCAUAUCUGGGACUAGAGGCAUGGCGAAGCCUAAAACCCAGAGUGACCCGAGACUGAAAACUAAGUAUGACAGUGUGGGGCAAGAGCAACUGGAGAACCAAACGCCCACCCAACAAAAGUAGGACUAGAUUCUACCCCAACACAUAUCACAGAUGUCGUAAUUCCAGAUGCCUAUUUCUCAAUGCAAAAACAAAAACACAAUCAAUCAAGACAGCACUCCUCGUCCAAAGGCCAGCAACUCUCUGUGAUAUACCCUGAGAAAACUAAUUUAGCUGAAGCAUAAGACAGUGAUUUCAAAAUAGCAAUUUUGAAUAUGUUCAGGGACUUUAAAAGGAUAUGAGUAAAUCCCAGAAUGAAGACACAACAUUGGAUGACAUGAAAAUAAUUCAAGACAAGAAAGUAGAAUGUAGCAGAGAAAUAGUAUCACUAAAGAAAAAACAAACUGAAAGAAAACUAAAAAUGAAAAACUCAGAAGUAAGCGUCACCAACAGAUUAAAAGACAUGGAAGAGAGAAUUUCAGGUUUUGAAGAUAAAGUAGGAGAAACAGGUCAGAGAAAAUGUUAAAUCUACAAACUUCCAAAAAUGAAACACCCAGGAAAAUAUGGGAUACCAUGAAAAGACAACACAUACAAUAAAAGGUACAGAGAAAUGAGAAGAAAACCAGGCUGAAGGUACAUAAAAUAUUUUCAACAAAAUCAUAGAAAACAAACAAACAAACCUAACUCUAAAGAGAUAUCAGCAAGGUGCAAGAAGCAGACAGAACGCUACAUAGCCGAGGCCAGAAGAGAAAGUCAUCAUGGCGCAUAAUAAUCAAAACACUAAAGGUGAAGAAUAAAAAAAGGAUAUUAAAAGCUGCAAGAGAAAAAGACUAAGCUACAUAUGAAGGCAAGACUGUUAGAACAACACCAGACUUUACAGUGGAGUCUCUGAACAUCAAAAGGGCGUGCAUUGUUGUCUACAAGCUCCGAAAGACCACAGAUAUCAGCCAGGACUAUUCUAGCCAGAAAGAGUACCACCACAAUCAAGGGAGAAAAAAAAUUCAUGAUAGAAACAAAUUUAAACAAUUUUUGUUCAUCAAUCCAGUUCUACAGAGGUCACUAGAAGGAAAACCUCAGCAUGAAAAGGUUAAUCACACCCAAGAGGACACAGGAAUAAAUAAUCCCAUAAUAGUUAAUCAAAAAAGGAAAAAAAAUACUAUCACAACAAAAUAACUGGAAUUAAUAAACACUUCUCAAUAAUAACUAUCAAUGUUAAUGGUAUCAAUUCCCCAAUAAAAAGACACAAACUA